AUGUGCACUCGAACGCCGACCCUAUGGGCCAAAAUCAGCCUGUACAGCAGCAGAUACGGAGAUAUUAAAUACAAUGGAAAUUUCGAGGGAGAUCUAAUUGAACUUUGGAAGACGCAUGCAGGGACAAGGGCGAUUUCCAAGGGCAAUGUUACCAUCUGCUGUGAUGGAGCCCAAUUGCGAGAUGCGCUCCAAAGGGCGAAAUCAGUACCUGUCAGCUUCGAGGUUCACGCCGACAAGAUUUCCUACGAUGAACCAUGGAAUAUCUCCGACGAGUACUUUAGGGAUCUUCGCAUCGAGUCGUUGAGUUUAAUCAUGGCUCCUGUGCAGCAAAUGUACGGCGCGCCUUUCUACCUCCUUUGGCAGAUUGUCUCCCAAUCGAGCGUCUCUACGAUGGAGAGGCUCGUCUUCCCUGCACAAUUCUCCCUUCCUAGCGUGUUCUCAUCGCGGCUCGACGCGUUCGCCUAUAAAUUAAACAAGCUCGAACUGGGGGCACACCAGAUUGAUGUGCUCACCUAUUACGACACGCAGUGGAAGGAGAGGAUCGAGCACCUUGAUAUCUGGUCGGAAAAUUAUACCAUUCCACCACCCAACAGCACCAUGGGGGCGUGGGCCAACCUUGUAUCCCUAUACUUUGGUGCAGGCAGUUGGCCGCACUGUACUUCAUCCGCACUCGAGUUUCAUCGACUGGAAACACUCAAAAUCGAUGGAAACUUUUACCGUCUUGACGUUCUCUACCUCCCAGCUCUCCGUAUGCUGAGGGCAUUUUGGGGGGAACUCGAUGAGACACUGCGCCCACAAAACCCCAUCUCGAACGAUUCGCUUGCCAACUCUCGAUACUCUCCAGAUAGAGACGCCAGACACCGGAUGGCUCAACGCGCUCAAUGUACCGGCUUUGCGGCAAGUCACCAUUCAAUUACAGAAUGCCUCUUCCGCUGA
Messenger RNA from Serendipita indica DSM 11827, 936 nucleotides. The record is from the annotation of a GenBank genome assembly. NCBI's taxonomy places the organism in Eukaryota, Fungi, Basidiomycota, Agaricomycetes, Sebacinales, Serendipitaceae.